Messenger RNA from Strongylus vulgaris, 383 nucleotides. The record is from the annotation of a GenBank genome assembly. NCBI's taxonomy places the organism in Eukaryota, Metazoa, Nematoda, Chromadorea, Rhabditida, Strongylidae.
AUGGUUGUGCUUGUAAGCAUUGGGGGCUUCCUCCAUUAUGACCAUAGACGAGGUGAAGCGGAGGGUUGUCAUGUACAAAGUCUAUAUCUCAACUUUGCCGACAUCGGAUGGAAGGAAUGGGUCAUUGCUCCUGAAGGUUACUCAGCAAAUUAUUGCAUUGGCGCAUGCUCUAGUGACUCUCCAAUGCACAGUAAAAUGAAUGCGACUAAUCAUGCCAUAGUUCAGACCUUGGUUCAUUUGGUUGAUCCCAAACGUGCUGACGAAGCGAAAUGCGCACCAGUAUAUCUGUCUCCAGCAAAGAUUCUUUUCAUUGACAAUCACGGAAAUGUGGUUAUGAGGAGGUAUCAGGAUAUGACAGUCCAAGAAUGUGGGUGUCUGUAGGA